AUGAGGCCAGCAAUCGGUCUUGACAGUGUGGAAUCUAGACCUCGCAAGUCCUCAGUCGGCGAUACCCCAUCGAUAACGGGUGACCGCUCAAGCCAUGGCCUUACCACUUUCUUCCUCUCGCGUGACGGCGACAUAUCAAAGUCUUCUUCUGACAGGAAUGUUGACUCAUCGACGUCGAACACAUCCUUAUCUCCCGUCGUCAGUCUGCAGGAUAUGAUUCAAGAGGCCGAUCAACCUUACAAACACCCCACUCCGAGAUCACCUGUGGGAAGAAGUGGGAGCCGACGAAGAUCCACGAUCAAGCCCGGGACAUGUACUGGUCUACGAAGGGGUUCGUCCUCUAACAGUAACGAUCCAUGCAUACCCGUUCCAGACAGAGGGAUCACACCAUCUCCUCUUCAUUCUCGAGAGAUUUCCCUCUCAAGCAGUCCCAAGUCCGGUUCCUCCAGAUCACUCCAGAAAUCUGAUGAUGGGUCGAUCAAUGACGAGACGGGUAGUCAGGCAAUUGCAUCGAGUGAGGAAGAUGAAGGAGAGAUGCCUACAAAAGUGCAAGACAGUCAACCCGAGCUUAUCAUGCCAAGUAUCAAGAUGCCUAGUCGACGGCCUUUCACGGAACGAGGCAAGGGGUUGGGAAGGUUCAAGAUCAUGGUUGCAGGGCGUAAAGCGUCUGGAAAAACCUCGCUUAUCAAGUCGAUCGUUCAACUGUGCGAGGAUAUUGUUCAUGUGGAUCCCUUGUCGCCUUCCUCGUCCCUCCAUACCUCCCAUCGAGACUCUCAUCUUGGUCACUGUGCGACGAGCGAAAUCUAUGCGAGUACUAAGCCCUACCCAGGGUGGUGGUCCAAUGUUGAGGAAAGCCGUAUACUCAGGAGGAGGAAGAGCAUGGGUGAUUCGGUACUGGAGAGGAAUAUCUGUUUUGUCGACACAUCAGACUCGGUGAAACUCGAAAAGAUCAUCAGCUAUGUAGAGCAACAACUUGUCAACGCUCUCUCUUCAGUUGAUCAAUUGAGUGGAGAAUUUUCAGGAAUGCUAAGCGGACGUGGAUCUUCACAGGUGGAUGUCAUCCUCUAUCUGCUACGUCAAGAUGAUAUCAAAGGUGAUUGUGAACGGAUCCAACAACUUUCUGAACUGUGCAAUGUCAUUCCGCUAAUAGCCAAAUCCGAUCUCCUCUCUCACGAUGACAUACAGCAGGUUAAGCAGACUAUUGACCUCGUCAUAACAGCCCUCCCCCGAUUACCCGCUUCGUUAAACUCGGAUACUUACGAACAGAAAGCCCAAGCAACAGCCCCAUAUACAGUUACAUCAGUCAAUGGACCCGAUCUGGAUACGAUGGAUGCAUCGCUACUGAUGUCGUCAGAAUACAUUCAGCCACUUUUACCUUCGGAGCUUCGGCUUCUGGUGGAUCAUAUAUUUGAGCUCGACACUGUAGCUUAUCUUCGACACAUGUCGGCUCGAAAACUAGUGGCCUGGCACGCCAGUCAUCCUAGAUUAACCACGAUUCCUUCACCUUCACUCCCGUCGGUGCACAACUCAACCCUUGCGUCUCCGAUUCAGACAUCACUGAGCAAUUCAGGCCUCCUGAUACCACUUGGAUCAGAGGUGUCGCUCAACACAUCCAAUAGUUGGGCACUGGCCAAAGUUGCCGAUCAUACACAACGAGAAGAGCGGAUAGCUCAAGUUCGGCUAUCCAAGUGGGCCAGUGAAUUGCAACUCAGUCUACAACGGGAACGUGAGAGGUAUGAGAGGUUGGCUCGAAGUGAGCGAGCGGUUUGGUUGGUGGAAAGGAUGGGAGAAGAAGUUCGCGACGGCAAGUUCCACGUGGCGGAGACUGAACAGGCUUUGGUGCACAAAGGAACCAAGGUCACUAUGGCAUAUGGAGAUGUGCCGAACUAUCAAAUGCACGAUCCAUUGGGUCUACUGCGAUGGCAAGACAGCAUGCGAACACGAGGAUGGAUUGCUCUGCAGGUGGUAGGCAGUUUUGGGGUCAUGGGUGGGCUUGCAUUUUGGCUAGCAAAGACGUGGGGAUUCACGACAUCUCUCAAUGACUGGGCACAGGAGUUACACGGGUCAUGGUUUGGCAAUGAGUGA
This is a messenger RNA of Exophiala bonariae, 2085 nucleotides long. RefSeq lists its product as uncharacterized. Lineage: Eukaryota; Fungi; Ascomycota; Eurotiomycetes; Chaetothyriales; Herpotrichiellaceae. Gene Ontology annotation, biological process: intracellular protein localization; cytoskeleton-dependent cytokinesis. The transcript has 3 exons. The record is from RefSeq and is a predicted model, not a curated record. Bases 1 to 2085 code for a protein of 694 amino acids. Gene Ontology annotation, molecular function: molecular adaptor activity; GTP binding; GTPase activity. Gene Ontology annotation, cellular component: septin ring; septin complex; cell division site.